Messenger RNA from Haliotis rufescens (red abalone), 3793 nucleotides. RefSeq lists its product as uncharacterized. The record is from RefSeq and is a predicted model, not a curated record. Bases 251 to 3283 code for a protein of 1010 amino acids. The transcript is spliced from 12 exons. Lineage: Eukaryota; Metazoa; Mollusca; Gastropoda; Lepetellida; Haliotidae.
UGACACAGGACGAGGCUUAUGCAUGGCUAUUGAAUGUCACCCGCGCCUUUCCUAAACGGUGUUCAUAUCAGCGGACUUGUGUUUGAAAAGAAGUAUAGUUAUGUCAAUUCGUAACGCUGUAUGUAACACAAAGAACGUUCUAUGAUAACGUCCCUGAUAACGUGUGUGUGGAUAUGAGGACUGCCACUUACAUUUGACAGCUGACGUGACUGGACGCGAGGCAAUUCGGGUAUUGGUUCAAGUUUCAACAAUGCUGAUACUCUAUGUACUUCUUGUACCAACCAUCAUGACUGUCGAGGGCGACAGAGAUUGUGAGAGGGGGAAGUAUGGCGAGCACUGCAAACUAACCUGUCCCCAGAACUGUGCCCCUAUUCUACCAAGUAAUCUUCAGCCCUGUGACAGAGACACCGGGAAGUGUUCUGUAGGAUGUCUGAGUGGUUGGCAUGGUGAUCUGUGUGAACAAGUCUGCAACAUGAACUGUCCAGAGAAGACAUGUAACCAGCAAACUGGGCACUGUACCCUUGACUGCAAUGGAACCAACGUGGGAGUGUUUUGUAACGUCAGUCGAGAGUGUGGUCGUGGCUGGUAUGGCGAUCUGUGUCAACACCCCUGCAGCAUCAACUGUGUGGAGGAAAGAUGCAACCACGCAACUGGAGCCUGUAUACUCGGCUGCAAUGGGACUUACACAGGGGAGUUUUGCAACAAUACAAAAGCUGUGAACAGCAAGGAAGAAGCAAACAGCCUGGCUGCCGUACUCGUUAUUGUCUUCCUGACUGCAGCUGGCGCCGUCAUAGUCCCUGUCAAGGUGUUCUUAAGAUGGCGGAGAGAACAGUACAGGGCACAAGGUCAGAGUUCAGCGGAAGUGGAACAUUUUCUCCCAGAGUCAUCCAAUGAGGAGUCACCUACAAACAGGGGAGUCUUGAGUGAAAAAGAACUUGAAGAAGAGAUGAGGAAGACAGCAAAUGCUUUUGUCGCAACCAACAAUUAUGGAAUUGUGAAGCUUGCCUUAGAGACACACGGUCACGUGACGAUGGGUGGUGUAGAAGGAGAAGGAAAGAAGGACAUUGCUUUAAAGUUGGGAAAAGAGUAUCGUGACAAAGGCUAUGAGUUGGUUUAUGUUGUUGAUAUUUUGAAACUUAAGCUGCAGCAUUAUUUUGCUCAAGGGAAAAAGAUGUGUUUUAUUUUUCAUGACGUAUUGAGAACACUUGAUUUACCAAAGGAUAAAGCACCCCUCCAAAAUAUUUUGCAGAUUCUUAAGUCAAAUUUUGAAAAGCGUAAAACUGGAAACGAACACAAACUAUGUGCCAUCUUUACUGUGAACACCUACAAAGGUGAAAUACAACAGCUUGGUGAAGCAGGGGCCUGUUUCUUCAGCGGUCCUCCAUUCGUCGACUUCAAUUUGAUGUCUCUCAAGUACACUUUGGAUGACAAGAAGGCGAUUUUAGAAAAACAUUGUAAAGAUGCUACCACAACACUGGAUGUGGAAAAGAUUUGUGGAUUUGAUCAUUCUACAUUAGGCUUUAUUCGAACAUGCAAACUGUUUCCAAAGUUUCAACAGCAUGGUGAAGAGUUUUUCAAGCAUCCUUUCUACUUUCUACAACAGGAACUGAAAAUGAUUAUAGAUCGUCAGAAUGAUCAGUCAGCUGCGCUGAUCCUAAUGUUUCUGUGUCAAGGUUCACUUAACCUGCGACAAGUGGAGACACGGUCUGAAAAUCAAGCUGUCGAGGACCAUUUGACCAAAGUGCGAGAUGUUGUUCAGAUAAGAACGCGGGCGGGCGUGGCAAAUGCUGUCAGACAAUUUCCAGACGGGUUUUUAAAAGAAGGAGACAUCACAACAUUUGCACACCAAACCAUCUAUGAUGCGUGUGCUUGUGCGUUAUUCAGUCUAAAUCCCUCUAUAGUCUUGGAACAUUGCCAUAUAGCGUUUCUUAAUGAGCAUGUACAGUGUGACCAAUAUUUGGACACUUCUACAGUUGAGAAAUAUCAGCCUUCUAUCCAUGUAUCACAUGUCUACACAGGGAUCAUUGAGAAAAGACGAGCAUCAGGGAGGAAACAGAGUGGCUCCACAUUUCAGCGGGAGGACAACAGCAAUGCUGGUGUCAUGAGCAAAGAGCUACUGGCCAAAGAGAUUGCAAAGAUAGAAGAAGUAUUUGUUAAAACAGAAAACUUCAGGAAAGUGAGGGAAACAUUGGAGAAACAUGGACAUGUGACAAUGAGUGGUGCUGCAGGUGGGGGGAAGAAAUCUAUUGCUCUGAUGUUAGGGAAACAUUACCAGAAGGAAGGCUUUAAGGUGGUCCAUGUAGUGGAUGCUUCCAAGUUUAAACUGGAUGAUAAGAAAGCGCCUGGGGAAAAGGUGUGCUUCGUAUUUCAUGACAUAUCCAGGACAAUAGACCUGAAUCGUGAUAUCGAUCAUGUCAAAUCAAUUUUGGGUGAAAUUGAGAGCGGUCAAACUAAAGAUGAAAACAGAAAACGUGUGCGUAUUAUGUUUACCUUGAACACAUACGAUGACAAUGGUGGUAGAUCGCUGCUUGGUGACGAUAAAACCGUUUUUUUCAGUGAUAAGUCGUUCCUCGACUUUAACCAGAUGUCUUGUCAGCACACACCUGAAGAAAAGAAGAAGGUUUUGUCGAAGCAUUGUAAAGAUGUGGUCACCAACCUUGAUGUGGACGAGAUUUGUGGAUUUGAACAAAACAUCCUUGGCUUUCCUCAAACAUGCAAACUUUUUGCUGUGUUUCAAUGUUUUCAAAACCGCCAAGAAGAAUUUUUUCGUGAACCUUUCUGCUAUCUAAGGGAAGAAAUGAAAUCAAUUCUUGCCCAAAAGAAUGAUCAGUCAGCUGCCCUUGUCCUGAUGUUUCUGUGUGAAGGUUCAGUUAACUUGCAGCAAGUGGAACUGCCAUCUGACAACAAGGCAUUGGAGAAGCUGCUCACAGAAAUGACAGAUGUUGUAGAAAUCACAACGCGGACAGCUUUAGCCAGGGCUGUCAGACAAUUUCGUGGCAGUUUUUUCACAAAAGGAGACAUCACAGGAUUUGCACAUCCUGCCAUCUAUGUUGCUUGUGCCUGUGCCUUAAGCGAAAUCAGCCAAGCCUUUGUCCUGAAACACUGCAGUAUGAAGUUCCUUUGUGAACAUGUACAGAUCAGGGACAAAACUGUUGCUGAUAAUGUGUGUCAGCCCAUAAUCUAUGUAACAGAACACUACCGUGUUGACAUUGAAAAAAGGUUGCCAAAAUUUCCGAAACAUCAGACAUUUUAUAACACCCAAAAGCGUUUGGUGGACAACUAAUCUGGUAAUAGCCGGAUAAGAAAAAACGUGUUUGAGCCUGUGUAUGUCAGCAGUUAUAUGCAAUUAGGGUGGUUUUUCAUUGGGACACAUGCAAACAGAAUCAUAUGUCAUAUCUAGGCCAUCAUCAGGGCCUGAGAGAAGGAUUUACUGAAGGCCAAUGAACCCUGGUACAGAAUUUCCAUUGAUUGGCAUAUAUUUAUAGCAAAUAUAACUGUUCUUCAUGUGCCUAAGUCUCUACGUGACUGUGCUACAUUUGUACCUCCACCAAUGGAAAUGAGAAUAGGAUAGGAGGUACAUGCGCAUUGUUUGCUGUUAAAAAGUCUAGCUAAGGUUGAUAUCAUGGUUAUUUUUAUUGCGAAAAACGAAAAGUAAAACAUGAACGGAACACACACGCUAGGUACGUAUCCGUUAUCCAUGUAGUGAUGUCACUAGUGAUCAGGAAGGUACAUGUAUGUUAUCCAUGUAGUGAUGUCACUAGUGAUCAGGAAGGUACAUGUAUGUUAUCCAUGU